AUGCAGCGCUUCUGCUGGCGCGAGCGCAGCGAGAAGCUCAACUGGCGGCUGCUGGGCGCACUGGACGUGGUGGACGUGGUGCGGCGCGGUGACCCGGCGCUGCUGGAGCCGUACGCGCUGCACGUGACGUUUGCGCGGCUGCCGAAUGCGCCGAAAGACCCGGCGACGCGCGACGCCUGGUUCCUGGUGCGCGUGCUGCAGCUGGCGAUGGAGUACCUGCUCUUCAUGCGGGCGCGGGACGGCGACGUGCUGGAGUCGCUGGGCCAGGAGCUGCGCCACGUCGAGACGGAGCGGGACGAGCUGCUGCUGCGCGCGCAGAAGCUCAAGGCCCGCGCGCGCAGCGGCGACAAGCAGGUGGACAAGCUGCACCAGGUGCUGCAGAACAUUGCCAAGCUGCUGCAGAUCCACGGGUAA
Molecule: messenger RNA, 414 nt
Organism: Phytophthora sojae
Lineage: Eukaryota; Oomycota; Peronosporomycetes; Peronosporales; Peronosporaceae
Exons: 1
Coding region: 1-414 (137 amino acids)
Source: RefSeq, a predicted model, not a curated record